Cynara cardunculus var. scolymus (artichoke) is the source of this 1755-nucleotide messenger RNA. RefSeq names its product zinc finger MYM-type protein 1-like. The transcript is spliced from 2 exons. Bases 1 to 1755 code for a protein of 584 amino acids. The record is from RefSeq and is a predicted model, not a curated record. NCBI's taxonomy places the organism in Eukaryota, Viridiplantae, Streptophyta, Magnoliopsida, Asterales, Asteraceae.
AUGGGUUUUUUUAAAAGAAAGCAUGAUAGUUCUUCUUCUCAAGAUCCCGAAGAAACAACAAAUGUAGAUAAUACCCCUGCAUCUAGUAUUCCGCCUAUUGAAAACCCUUGUAAGAAAGCUCAAAUUGAAAGUAAUGAUAUUGAUCUGGGUACACUAGAACGAGACCCUGCUUUGCGUCAUCAAAUUUAUGAUUAUCCUAUCAAUCAACAAGAUACAAUUCGACGAGCUUACAUGAAUCUUGGUCUUCUUCAACCUACACUUUCUAUGUUUCCAAAAUCUGGACCAGAAAGUUAUAAACGUAGCUUUCAAGCGUCUUGGUAUAAGUUACAUCCCUGGAUUGAAUAUUCAAAGACCUUGGAUGCAGCAUUUUGUUUCCCUUGUUUUUUAUUUAACAAGCCAUCCGGGCUCGGAUACUACGGUCAACGAGCAUUUACCAUAGAUGGGUUUCGAAAUUGGAAAAAGGUGGGUGGGAUAAAAUGUGGCUUUUUGAUGCAUAUGGGAACCGAUUGUACAUCUUUCCACAAUGUUGCACAAAAGGGAUGGGAUCAUUUAUGUAAUGAGGCGCAAGAUAUACGAAAUGCAUAUGAGAAGUUCACAACUGAAGAGCGUGAGAAAAAUAGAUUGAGAUUGACGGCUUCUAUUUAUUGCGUCCGUUGGUGUGCCUUUCAAGAAGUUGCAUUUAGAGGCCACAACGAAAAGUCCGAUUCCAUUAACAGAGGGAAUUUUCUUGAAAUGUUGGAGGCACUUGGUGAGUUUAGCACCGAGCUUAAAGAGUUAUUUUGUCAUGCUCCCAGAUAUGCAUCAUAUACAUCACCGUCGAUUCAAAAGGAAAUUUUGAAUCUUAUAUCAAAUAAGGUGAGGCAAAUGAUUUGUGAGGAAAUUGGUGGUCGUCCCUUUUGUUUACUUGUUGAUGAAGCACGGGAUGAGUCUCAUAAAGAGCAAAUGUCUCUUGUUUUGAGAUUUGUUAAUAAAGAGGGUUUCAUUAUAGAACCUUUUUUUGGACUUGUUCAUGUACGUGACACUACGGCACAAACGCUCAAGGAUGGAAUCUAUUCUUUGUUGUCACAUUACAAUCUUGAUGUCAAGUCUAUUCGUGGACAAGGGUAUGAUGGUGCAAGCAAUAUGCGRGGUCARUUCAAAGGUUUGCAAGCCUUGAUUUUAGAAGAUUGUAAAUACGCAUAUUAUGUUCAYURUCUUGCUCAUCGGUUGCAAUUGGCAUUAAUGGCCGCCUCUCAAGGAGUUGUAGCACUACGUAAGUUUUUUACAACGUUGUCUUUUGUUGUCAAUGUUGUUAGUGCUUCUUUCAAACGCACUGACCAACUACGAGAUGCACAAGUCGAGCAAAUUGCAUACUUGAUUUCUGUUGAUGAAUUAGAGACAGGUAGAGGUCUCAAUCAAAUUGGUACAUUACAACGAGCCGGAGAUACUAGAUGGAGUUCUCUUCUCAGAUCGGUUUCUAGCCUAAUCAAGAUGUUCAAUCCAACUUGUGAGGUUUUGCUUAAAAUUUUUGAGGAAGGAACUGGGCCAAUCAAAGGAGAUGCAGAUUCGGCAUAUGAGGCUAUGACGACAUUUGAGUUCAUAUUUAUCUUGCAUCUCAAAAGAGAAAUAAUGGAGAUCACUGAUAUWCUUUGUCAAGCUUUACAAAGGAAAGAUCAAGAUAUUUUUAACUCAUUGAGGGAACUAGCUGAAAAGAUUAGUUUGAAGGAAAUUGUGGAAGAGUUCAAGGUCGCGAAAGAUAGACGGGUUCCACUUUGA